AUGGUGGGCACGCGCAAGUCCCUUCCGUCGCUGGUGCUGCCUUCUGAGAUCCCAGCAGAGCUUCGCAUCGAUGGCAAGAGCACUCUGCUGGGGGAGAAGCGCGACGAGGCGCCAAAGCGCGUCUACUACUGGCACGGCGCCGUCUACGAGGCCACCGCCGACACCCCUCUGGAGUGGCUGACCGAGCAGCCGGCCAAAAAGCGCAAGCGCUCGCCGUCGCCAGCACCACCACAGCCUCCUCAGAAGAGGAAGAAGAGCAACCCCGCCGCCGAGAAGAAGAAGCGCAGGAGCACCACCACCACCACUGCCAACACCGCCUCGCGGGCCGAAGAGGCCGUCACCUUCGACCUCAGCAUGGACGGAGCCGCAGACCUGAAGGCCGCCAUUGGGCGAGAGCAAGAGCGGGCGAAGAAGAAGGGCUACCGCGUCCAGAGCCUGCAAGAUGACGAGAUCAAAGACAACAUUACGGUCGGACGCAGAGACCAGCAAGAUGAAGACGACGACGACGAUGACAACAUCACACCGCCAAAUGGCAUACAGCUGCUGCAGAACAUCCACGCCAUGAGCAAGCUGAACAGCAAGAUCGACCAGGUGAAGGCCAAGUACGAGCAGAUGAAGCAGAAGGGACUGACAGCAGACGCCUUGAAGAAGAGAAAGAGAACGAUCGAAGAGCCUGAGGACGAAGACAUACUCCCAGGCAGCAGCAACACAAAGCGCGCACGACGUGACGAGACAGAAGACGACGACACCACACACCUUGACGAGCCAGUCCAAGUACCGACACCCGAUGAGACCGACCAAGACUCGUUCAUGGCACAACUGCAGGCAGCCGCCAAUGCAGCCCCAUCACAUCGUCAAGAUCGCGAGACACGCUCCCAGCUCGACAGCCAGCUUCGAAGCCCAAGCCCGACCCGCCGUACCAGAGCCAGAGCCGAAGCAGACAGAUUGACACCGGCCGGACAGACACUAGCAGAAGAAGCCGACACCUCAUCGUCAGAGAUUCCACCACGCCGUCACGCCUCAAGUGUCAGCAUGAGCAUCUCCACCGGCACAUCACCCUCCAUUCACGAAGCCGCCACCGCGCCAGCUUCCACUAUCACGAACACCAACAACACUACCACCCGCUCGUCACGUCCAAACGACCACUUCGGCAAGCAGCAGCCUCGCAAAGCAGUUCCAGACCUCGCAGAGAAGAACCGUGGCGGUCAGGCACUACGAUGGAGCAUCACGGCAGAAGACAUCACCAAGAACCCAGAACGAGCCGAGAGCUUGAUUCAGAAGGGUAGAUUGAAUGGAGAGAGCAAGCAAGCACGACGUCGCCGUGUUGCGAGAGAGAAGGCUUUUUUGCAGAAUUUGCCGUCACAGGAGGUUUGA
Molecule: messenger RNA, 1374 nt
Organism: Fulvia fulva
Lineage: Eukaryota; Fungi; Ascomycota; Dothideomycetes; Mycosphaerellales; Mycosphaerellaceae
Exons: 1
Coding region: 1-1374 (457 amino acids)
Source: RefSeq, a predicted model, not a curated record